UCAAAACAAAAACCAAAAGUUUUCUAAAUAUAAAAUAAAAAAUACAAUUUAGAAAAUAAUAAUUAAAUAUUUAAAGAAAUAUGUUACAUAAUGCUUUUUUUUUUUACUUUUUUGUCACCAAAAUCACCAAAUAAAUAUCGUUAAACUGUGCAAACAAAUAAAUCUAUCAAAAUAUUAUCUUUGACCUCAUUUAAAAUGAAAUUUUUUUAUUUAAAAAACAAAAAAAAAAAAAUCAUCAGUAUAGUGAUUGACCAAGCUAGACCAAGCAUCAUCAUCAUCAUCAUCGAAAUAAUUAAACAAUAAAAAAAUAAAAAAUGUUUAAAUUAUUAAUAUUUUUAUUAUCAAUAAAAAUCAUGAUAAUUAUUUCAAAAUGUGAUCGUAAUGAUGAUAUUUAUGAUGAAAAAGCUGAAAAUUCAUUGAGUGUCAUUAGACAAUACAAUGAUUAUUCAAAAAAUGAAAAUUAUUUACGAUAUGAAACAGAAGAAAAUGAUAAAUCUGGUAAAAAAUCAUCAAUAAUAAUUGAAACACUUGAAAAAUAUCCAUCAUUAAAAGAUGAAUUAGAUUAUCUUGUUCAUGAUCAAUCAUUAAAUAACAAUGAACCAAGUUACUUGGAAUAUCUUGAAGAAUAUCCAUCAAAAGUUGUUUUACACUACAUUGACUACAAUAAUAAUUAUAAAAAAAAUAAAUACAAUUUAUGUGGUGGUGUUUUAGUAACAAAUAGUUAUGUAUUAACAUCAUCAAAUUGUUUUUAUAAUAAUUUAAAUUUAAAUGAUCCUACAAUAGCUAAUGAUGAUCCAAGAUAUUAUAAAAUAUCAUUAUUUGCUGAUACAUUAACAAAUAAUUGGAAAAAAAAAUUAUUAAAUAUUAAAAAAAUUAAUAUUAAAUCAUUAAUUGAUGGUGGUGAAAUGGCAAUGUUAAAGCUUGAAAAAGAAAUUAAAAGAAGUCCAAUAACAAAUCAUGCAUUUUUACCAGAAUUUAAUAUAAAUGUUGAUGAAAAUGUAACUAUAUUACAACAUGCACAUUCACUUGAUUUAUCAAUAAGUAAUAAACCAGUUGAAAAAUUAAAAAAAGGAAUAAUUAAAGUUAUGAAUUCUCAUUAUUUACAUUUAUCUGAUGAUAAUAAUUUUAAUGAUAUUUUUUUUGGUAUUUAUCAAAGUAGAGAUACUGGAUUUUGUAAUAUUCUUUUGGGUGAUCCAAUUUAUAAUGAAACAACAGCCGUUGGUAUUUUACAAGUUGUUCAUGAUUGUGAUGAUGCUAAGUAUCCACUUGUGCUUACAGAUAUAUUUAAACAUAAAAAUUGGAUUGUCGAUGGAUUGAUAAAUGGAUUUUAUUGAUGAUAUAAUAGAUAUAUUCAUUUUUUUCAUUAAUUAUUAAUUUAUAGAUAUAGAAUAAAGUUUUUUUUUUUAAUAUCGCGUGAUUUUAAUAAUUCUCUUGGUUUUUUGGGGAGAGAAAUUUUUAUUAUGUAAAAGAAAAAUAAUAUUGUUUUUAAAUUUCAUCAUUAGCCUCAGGUGUAUUAAAAAAAAAAAAAAAAUUAAUGAUAUUUCAAAACUAGUAAAUAAUAUGCUUUUAUAAAAAUAUAUAAAUAAUAAUGAUAAAUUGGUGUCAAAGCGAUCUACAUAGUUAUGUAAAAUUUAAAAAUAAUAAAAUGAAAAUUUAUUUGAAAAAA
Molecule: messenger RNA, 1666 nt
Organism: Aphidius gifuensis
Lineage: Eukaryota; Metazoa; Arthropoda; Insecta; Hymenoptera; Braconidae
Exons: 4
Coding region: 315-1334 (339 amino acids)
Biological process (GO): proteolysis
Molecular function (GO): serine-type endopeptidase activity
Source: RefSeq, a predicted model, not a curated record